GGUUGGCAAUACCUCUCUCAACAUAACGACAUAACUGGACAUAACCUACAACGUUGUGUACAUUGCAAACUAGUUAUUUGGGUGAAAAUUUACAGAAAUGUGUUUUAAUUCAUCAUUUGUUCAAGCUUCAUUGCAAUAAUUAUUGUAAAUAAUGGAAUCCUCACCAGAACGAGAACCGGAGAAAGCAGUGUCACUGCCAGAACUUGUUAUUCUUAAAAGAGAACAGUUCACUACAGAAGAUUACAUGGCUGAAGAUAAUUUACCAAAAGACAAUUUGGAGGCUCCUUGCUCUGAAGACAGCACGUGCACAAUGAAACCCGCUACGAAAUCGGCUUCAAGAAAACGAAAAUAUGUUUUCAACACCGAUAAUGCAGUACCAAAAAAAAUCGGAAAGUUUUAUUUUAUAAAUGACCAAACAACGAAGCCCCGGAGAUCAAAAAUAACGAAAUUUAAAGCAGCUGCACCAGAAAGACAGAAAAGUUUCUCAAAGAAAAGGCAUAAAUUGCAUUAUACGAAAGUGGACAGCAGUGGAAAUAUGUAUUUAAUGCAUCGCGUGCAUUCCAAGUCAGAUUUAUUUUUUAAUGAUGAGAAAAAGUGCAGUUAUGAAUCUUUUAAAAAGCUAGACCUGGCGUUUCACAUCGUGGACGAAAUUGCACUAGAAGGCCUAGAUGGAAUUACCCUUGAAGCAUUUUGGAAACGUUUAAAAAAUGUAUUUCCAAAUUACAUUAGUAAAAGUGUGGCGGAUAAAAUUUGGAGGGUUAUUUGCAAUAAUAAAAGAAUAAAUUUUUACGUUUUGAAGGAACCCCGAAACGAAUUAGUUUUUUUUGAUCGAUGUAAAUAUUUGGAUAUUGAUUCAGGCAUGUUUGUUGAACCAUUUAUGGAAUACAACGAUAUUUAUCCCUUUGCAUCAGUUAACGGCACUGAAAUUAGAGGAUCUUGUUCAACUUUUCACACAAGAAAGGAGAAUAACGGGGUCCGAAAAUUUUCGGUGGACAAAGCUAUUAAGUUGUAUGACCAAAAGCUAGUUUUCAUGGCAGAUCAAUCCUUGCGAAGCAAGGCCCUGAUAAACGAAGAAGCCGACCCCAACAUAGAACUACAGGACGUUGAAUACUGUAUGUUGGAAAAAAUCGGACGUUCUCGAGACCAGGGUGAAUUCACCCAAAGCAAAAUGUCGCUACCUCAUGACGUUAAAAAGGUUUACCACAACAGAAAAGUGUUACUACAACACUACCUGAUUGCGCACCAAAGUUUCUGUUUAAAAUCGCUACCCAUGCGACAAAAUAUUUCCGGCGGUUUGAUACAUCUGUCGCGAUUUUAUCGCAAACGCAAGACAAAACAGAUCGCAAUCAUGGAAAGGGUUUCCCAUAUUCUUAAAUCAAAACCCAACAAUCAAAUCGAGUUGAACGAGUUCCGAAAAAUUUUUGGACGAAAUAUUUCUCUUGUGAAGUUGAUAAAGACAGCGGAUUUCAGGAAGUUUUUUAAAUUAUAUAUUUUUCCAUAUAGAAAGUUGUACCCUAAUGCUACAAAGCAGGAAUAUUUAAAUAAAAAUAAGUUGAAGGAAAGGGAUGUAAAGGUUUUGCGAAUGAUAGACCCAUACGCGAAUGUAACGGCUCUUAUGGAUGCUAAAGAUUCAAAAGAGAUAUCGCACGAGAAGACAGAUAAUUCGCCGGGGUAUAAAGUCAUGAAUUAUGAAUAUUUGCGUCAAAUUUUUUUGUAUAUAUUGUCAUCUGAGCAAGUUGGAGUGACAAUUCAAGAGAUCCAUGAUCAUUUCAAAACUGAUUUUUAUACAGUAAGACUCGCCGUACGAAAACUCCUCGUGAGAAAUGUUAUUAGAAGCAGUAAAAUCGAUUUGGGGCGGCAACAGUCUCUCAAGUUUUUCGCAAAAUGCUACGCCGUUGAUGAUUGUCACAUCCAAAUGCAGCCGAAAGUUUACGAACUAAGUGACGAAACGAUCUCUCGAGUUUUAAAAAAUUACGACCACCAAGGCAAAUACGAGUGUCCUUCCGAACCCGAAACUCCACCAAUCCCAGCUCAGACUCACUUCAAACUAAGUUUUGAACCGUUCUGCUGCACGUCAUUUUUAACUGAAACGGUUGAUUCCUACUCGGAAGAAUUGACAAUCUACGACAUCGUAAGCAAAGGCCGGGACAAAUUAUUACUGAUCGAGAGCAACAUAUCCACUUACUAUAUGAGCGAAUGGGACGACUUCUUUUUAAAAAGAGAAGAUUUCUUUAAAUCAAUCCAGUUAUUCCAGAACGGUUUCGGUAAAGUCAUUUACAAUUUUCUAAUGACGGUGUGUCUAAACGAGAGCCUCCAAGCCGACAACGAGAUAGUCUUUGCAAUAAAUAACAUCGCGAGUGACGGUAAAAUUCGCUGCCAUUUCAACCCCCACCGGAUGAUUAACAUCCCUAGAAACUUCACCAGUGCGCAUAGCGACAAUUAUCACCUUGACGCCAUUUCGAAAAUUUACAUUCUCGAAGCGAUGUUAAGCGAAUGUCACAAACCAAACCACUGCGUUGAACAAAUAAAGAGCGUGUUUGAACGUUUCAUGCUUUUUUUGGGCAAGAGAAAACGUAAAAACGACGAACCUACUAAAGCCGAGCCGAAAAUCGAGGUCCAAGUUUCCAGUAAUGUGGUAAUGGAGAAGUAUAUGGGUGCCACUCCUACCGUGGAGUGGUGUGGUCAAGAUGCGGAGAUCACGGUUGAAGUUUUCGCGUCCACGAAACCAAAGGAAAUUCGUGCUCCUGGUAGUAUGUUCUCGACCGAUGACGUCAACGUUACUCAGCGAUAUAUAAACCGGGCUAACUUGAUUUUGUCCACGGUAUAUGAACAGAAAGUGGUCCCCGACGUUUGGACUUUGUAUAAAGAUGUAGUAAAAGAGGAGGGAGAGGAGGGCUACGAUAAGAAAGCUUGUAGGAAGUCGAUUGUUUCAAUUAUCACUAGAUUGGUUGCCGAGGGUUACAUAAAAUGCUACAAAAUUAUCAUGAACGGGAAGAACAUGACCAAAACUCAGAGCUUUAUGUGUGUUCAUGAAGUAGGGCACAAUCAUGGUACGAUUUUGUCGAAUAUAGAGCAUUUGAAACUUAAAUUUUACGUGGGGGGUUCGCACACCCAGAAAACUGUCUCUAUAAAAAAGAAAAAGGAAUCGCCUUUUAGUAACACCGAUGUUCGAGAUAGUAUUAGUGAAUUGAAACAGUUGGCUGGUACACACAUGGCAACUGGUUUGAAAGUUGAUAAAACCAAGGGGAAAAUAUAUGGCUACACUCCGAAAUUUGUUAGGAUGAGGGUGCUGCACGAGCACUUGUUUUACGUGAUUCGUGAAAUGACAGAGUGUGACUCUUUAACUACCCAACAAGUCUUCGAACUUUUUAAAAAUUCGAAAAUUAAAUUGUCACCGACUGAGAUAUCAGAAAUGCCUCCUAUCUAUCGCAAUGAAGUCAGCUGGAAAAUGUUUAUACCUUGUAUGCCACUGAACACGCACAGACCUAAAGGGUGGGCUCUAGCUUGUGAUUUUGUUUUAAGAAUGCCUUUGUCAGUGUUUGUCAAGCUAUAUAACAUUCAGUACGACAUACCCGAACUCGAAACCUACCUUCACCACCCAAUCAAGAAACAUUACUUGUUGAGGUACUUACCACCAACGGUCAGAAAUAUUCUGCUUCAUAGACGAAAGUACUUUCACAGCAUCUAUGAAACAAUUUGCAACCUCUGUUACGUAGGAUUAGUACAAUUAGGACCUCGCAGCGUCAAAGAAAAAGAUCAGAUCUUCGUGUAUCUAAAUUCUAAAGCGACUUUGUUCGACACUUGUAGCAGCAAACCCGGCUAUAACCACAUUGAAGACAAAAAGUACAAAAAAAUCUCCAUCGAAUUCAAAACGGGGAACGAUAUCGAAAUCUACUGGUCCGAAAUGUUGAGGAUUUGCAUGAACACACAACUCGGAAGGAGAAAAAUUCUGGAUGGCCAAAUUGUCACAAUUGAAGAGUGUUCGUCAAAACCUGCGAUGUUCGAGACUUUGAGAGCAAAGCAAUUCGAUGAAGCUGUGUCAAAUGACAAUGGAAUGAUCCCUGGGGAUCACAGAGGUGCCGCAGGCUUUGAUUCCUCUGUUUGGUCUUUCGUUAAGCGCAACUGGGUGUGGAAUGCCACCAAGGAAAAGGGACCUCCAGCACCAGUCGUCAAAAAAGAAAAAAUCGAUAUAGCUUUACCAGAAGCUAUUCAGUACGAUCUUGUCGCCAAAGGGGGUCCUCCCGAACGUAAGAUCUAUUUAAAGAAGAAGUCGAAGAAAAAGGUGGCGAAACCGACGGAGGUGAAAAGAUUUUCGAAGAAGAAAUUUAUGAGGAAAAUUACAGCACCAAAGAAAAAGAGGAUGAGGGAGUAUUAUGAUGCUAUUGAUCGUUCAAUAAUGAAGAAAAAUCCGGGAAUAAAGGUUACUUGGACGGAAGAAGAAGAUCAAUUGUUGCGUUAUUGCAGAAUCGCGUGUGUUUUUCUUUGCCCUGUUUCCAAAAAACAGUUUAUUCCGUAUAAUAUUUUAAGGGAUGUUUUACACCAGAUUCACCCACCGAGUAAAAAUAAAACAGCGAGAGCGAUCCAGAGGAGGAUCUACGUCCUGUUGACUCACGAUGAAAUUUUAAAAAACAUGGAGACGAACGUUGAGAAUCUUCUGAAUUCAGAUUCAAUUUCUAAAUAUUUCGAGCAAAUCCACAAUCGGUACAAAAACGGGAAAAAAUUAAGCGAUACCCAUAUUUACAUCGCGUUUGUUUAUUUAAUGUCGUACAUUUGUAAACAUAAAAGGGAAGUGGAAUUACUACUCCUGGAUUACUUUACGAGUUUCGAUUUCUUUUCCGAUGUUAAUAUAGCGGAUUUCGAGCCGCUUUUACAAAGCUGUGAAGAUACAACCAACGCCAUUAUUUACACCGCCCCUAAAACCGUCGAAGAUAUAACUAAAGACACGAUUAAGUCAGUUGUGCAUUGUUCCAUGGCUUGCAGAAAAAACACCAGUGGAUGGAUUCUACUCCUUUCACGGAUAUACAAAAAGUUCCAAGAUGAUCUCGUGCGAGCCGCUGAAAUCAGUUUAAAGAAACACCAAUUUUUCGUCCACAACAAAAGCGCCGAGGUCAAAACCAUAAACAAUCCCUGGCCGAGCCCAAUCAAGUUUUCGCAUGUUUACAACGUCAUGAAAACACCCUCCUAUACACCAGAAAUGUACAAACGGGGCUUCAAAAACUUCGCCGCCUUGAUUACAAGAAAAACCGGGGCCGAAGUACCCAAGUUUUUGGAGUGCAACGAACUGAACAGCUUCUGGGAGAAAAUCAACUUCGUUUUUGACGUUCCCGAAAUGGGGAUAAUUAUGAAUCCAGAAAUUGAAGAUCACAGCGAAGUAAUCGAAGAACUGGCAAAGCGCUUCCAAAUUUACCUGGAUCAAAUAUACCGAAAAAACAACGGACCCCAGAAAAGUUCGCUGUCAUCGGUAGAUAAAGAGAGCCCCCAUCAAGUGGAAAAAAACAUCGACGAGAUAAAAGACGAAGUCCGGCAUUUGAUUUUCAGAGUACCGUAUCUGCUGGAGGGGAAUCUCGACAUGUGCUUCAGGAAAAUGCUCGAUAGUAAUAGUAUUUUGGAAAUUAGUAACUAUAUUUUUCUGAUGAUCGUCGAUUUGAAGAAAUUCGCAGAAACCAGCAUCUCGGUGGAAGACUUGAGGCGUUUUGUUGACGAAAUUGAAGAUGAUGUGGUGGAUGACCACCAGAAGCUUAUGACUAGUCUUUCGAAGAUAGUUUUUGCGAUACAAAACAUCCAUCAGUCUCAGUUGGAGCAGGACCAAAGUUCUUUUGAAGAAGUGUUCAAACUGUGGGAAGCUGAAGUUUGGGAUGAAGUUCGAAUUGAAAAAGAUGAAGAUACUAGUGGCGGUCGGAAGCCUCUUUUCACUAAGAAUUACGCUAGUGGAAUGGAACAUUCCAUAAAGCAAGCACAAGAGGGCGAUUUUCCUUCGCUUGAAGAAAUCAAAGAAGGGAUAAUGUCAGAAGUUGCAAACUCUGAAGAACGGAAGAUUCCUCACAUUACUGAUUUAAUUAUGUUGUUGAAUGAAGAUAGAUUUCCACACUUGGAUACAGAUGUGGAAACGAUUGAGAGAAUGAAAGACCAUUUUGUCAUGCAGUAUCCAAAGUUGGAAGAGUUUGUGGUUGAAGAUUUAGAACAAAUGAUGGAACUUGAUGUGAUACAAAAAUUAACGGAUGAUUCGAUUGUUGAAGUUGUUAAACAGAAAACAGACAACAUUGUCGGACCGUGCCAGUUGGAUCGUGUUAUUAAGUAUAUACGAAGUCGAGGUGGAUCCGAAGAUGAUGUUAAGGUCGUAGAAGACAUGGUUAAUUUUAUAAGAGAAAAGAAAGAAUUUGGGACCUCUGGUAGGGAAUUAAAAAUUAACUUUGAGCAUAAGAUGAGUUUAAGUCUUGUGGAUAUAUUACACUUUUUGGACGAAAUAAAUGUGAUUUUAAGAACAGGCGUGGUCUCGAUUGUUUAUGUCUAUCAUGAGUACCAGUCUGAAUGGUUAGUUGAAACAUUUUUGUUGAGUCCAAAGGAGAGAGAAAUGCUGGAAUCGAAGCAGAAACAAGAAAUAGAGAAGAAACUGAAGAAUAUGAUUGGAGAAAAAAUACUAUCGUCGGAUCCGCGAAAAGUGCAACUAAAGCCCUGGACUCAUUUGGACGGUUCUAUAAACGACGAAGUUUUCCAUGGGUGGUUAGCUUCAAUACUUUGUCGUUGUACAGAUUUUCCCAACAUCCCAUUCAUGGUUUUGUGUGAACAUUUCCAUUAUAUCAAACCUGUAGACAUGUAUUUAUUACUAGAGAUCUUGGAAGCACUUGGAUGUGUUGAUAUUUACGUACUAAAGACUGAAGAGAAGGGCCUUUUUUCAGAGAGACGUGUAGUUGCUGAAUGUAAAGCUACUUGCCUGGAUAAAUUUGAAGACAUGUUUGUAAGACCGACAAAUGUGGCAGGAUUAUGUUUUGGGUCUUUCCUGGAUAAAGUUCUUUUAUAAUAAGACUAAGGUGAUAAAAUCGUUUACUUUUGUCUUCAUGUAUAUAAUAAAAAACUUGAAGUUGA
This is a messenger RNA of Zophobas morio, 7083 nucleotides long. RefSeq lists its product as uncharacterized. The transcript is spliced from 12 exons. Gene Ontology annotation, molecular function: DNA binding. The coding region runs from base 152 to 7018 and encodes 2288 amino acids. The record is from RefSeq and is a predicted model, not a curated record. Gene Ontology annotation, cellular component: transcription factor TFIIIC complex. Lineage: Eukaryota; Metazoa; Arthropoda; Insecta; Coleoptera; Tenebrionidae. Gene Ontology annotation, biological process: transcription initiation at RNA polymerase III promoter; 5S class rRNA transcription by RNA polymerase III.